Messenger RNA from Spizellomyces punctatus DAOM BR117, 1250 nucleotides. RefSeq lists its product as uncharacterized. NCBI's taxonomy places the organism in Eukaryota, Fungi, Chytridiomycota, Chytridiomycetes, Spizellomycetales, Spizellomycetaceae. The transcript has 6 exons. The coding region runs from base 297 to 1127 and encodes 276 amino acids. The record is from RefSeq and is a predicted model, not a curated record.
UAGUGCUUGUGGACAGAAAAUAUACUGUGGUUGAACCCUGUGAAGAAAAUUCGUAUUUGGCCAUGAAGCCUAAAGGAUACAAGUAGUUUCACGCAUGCUUACUAUUUGUAGUGUGUUAUAUGCCAGUCAGCCAGUCAUGAGCAUGUAAAAAAGAUUGGCAGAGCUCGCAAUGCUUGUCCAGUUCCCGAUGCACGAGGAGGACGCGUCUAACAGGACGCGUUGAGGUGUUAUCUUUCUGGCGCCCAAGUGUUGUCCAUACUUCAACAUUCUCAACACCAUCCCUUCUAACCAACAGAAUGCCAGGUCGUCUCACUGGAAAAGUGGCACUCAUAACUGGUGCGGGAAGCGGCAUCGGCCUUGAAGCCAGUAUCCUGUUUGCAAAAGAAGGCGCCCAAGUAGUCGCUGCGGAUAUCAAUGAGCAAUCGGGACAAGCCACCGUUAAAAAGAUCCACGACCUUGUUGGGCCCAAGUCUGCCGUUUUUGUUCGAGUUGAUGUAGCCAAAGAGAGCGAUAUCGCCAACGCCGUGAAGGUUGCCGAAACUGAGUAUGGGAAACUGAACAUUGUUUUCAACAAUGCGGGGAUCAUGCAUCCCGCCGACGAUGAUGCUAUUAACACUGAAGAGAAAAUCUGGGAUCUGACCAUGCAGAUCAAUGUCAAGGGUGUUUGGUGGGGUUGCAAGCAUGCCAUUCCGGCGUUGAGGAGGGCUGGUGGGGGCAGUAUCAUCAAUACCGCCAGUUUCGUCGCUUUGAGGGGUGCGGCCACUCCCCAGCUAGCUUACACUUCAUCGAAAGGUGCCGUCCUGGCAAUGACGCGCGAGCUUUCCGUCAUCCAUGCCCGCGAAAAUAUCCGAGUCAAUGCCCUCUGCCCAGGCCCGAUCCGUACACCCCUCCUUAUGGACUUUUUAAACACCGAGGAAAAGAAACAACGACGAUUGAUUCAUGUGCCUAUGGGCCGGUUUGGAGAGGCAAUUGAACAAGCGUACGCAGUCCUCUUUCUUGCAUCCGACGAGUCAUCCUUCAUCACGGGAACUGACUUUUUGGUGGAUGGUGGGUUGACCGCGGCGUAUGUGACGCCCGAAGGACAAACCAAGAGCCUUCCCCCGCAUAGCAACUUUUCUGGAGUGUAACUGUGUAGUUUAUAGAUGAGCCUUGUAAAUCUUUUGAAAGACUUGAAUUGGCCGGAUCUUCAAUAAACAAAAGAAAUUGACCCGAGAAACUGGCUUAGCUCCGAAGGGUCCGAAAGUCCCCAA